This is a messenger RNA of Cyprinodon variegatus (sheepshead minnow), 2847 nucleotides long. RefSeq names its product ena/VASP-like protein (gene evlb). Gene Ontology annotation, molecular function: actin binding; profilin binding; SH3 domain binding. Lineage: Eukaryota; Metazoa; Chordata; Actinopteri; Cyprinodontiformes; Cyprinodontidae. The transcript is spliced from 13 exons. Gene Ontology annotation, biological process: protein homotetramerization; positive regulation of actin filament polymerization; actin polymerization or depolymerization. Gene Ontology annotation, cellular component: cytoskeleton. The record is from RefSeq and is a predicted model, not a curated record. Bases 711 to 1940 code for a protein of 409 amino acids.
AUGGGAGGGGGGCACAGAAAGGGAGGAGGUAAUCCAAUGAGACAGUGAGGGGAGAGGCAGUACGAGGGCAACGCCUCACAACACCGGGAUUCUCUCUCUCGGUCUCCAUCUCUUUGACUCCCCCACCCUCUUCUUUCUUCUGCCUCUGAAGCAUAAAAACCAAAGGACUCUCAUUCUCCAUUCAGUCUUCUGUACGUGGCUGAGGAGAGCCCUUGUAUUUCAGGAAAAUCUUUCAUCCAAAUUCUUCUUUUUGUCUCUUUUUUUUCCUCCUAUGGUUGCAUCUUUCCCCUUUAAAGGAUGAUUUGGUGACUAAAAUCCUGCAUUUUCUCCUCUUACCUCUUUGGGAGCCAGCCUGUUUCAGAGCUGCUAUCUUUGUUCUCGUUCACACAGCUGCUGAGUAUAGUGUAGCUGCUAGUGGGGAAAUAGGUUAGUGUGCCUUUUUGGUGCCAGACAGCAGAGGUGACUGCUUGUUCAGUGCAUGGAGGAGAUGAAGAGGAAAGGGUUGCCUUUUUGGCGGUAGCAUUCUCCAACCUUUGCAACCAUUCGUGGAGAAGGUGAUCGUUAUCUCCCUGCCUGACUUCGACCUUUACUGGGAGUGUCGGCGACAGAUAUCAGGACAGACAAAGACAAGAUUGUCUGUUUAGUUCUCUCUUUAUUUUUUAUUGUUUUGCAUAUAAUAGGACUUUACCUUAAGGCUUGCAUCAUUCACCAUGGACAUCAACCUUCAGUCUCAUCGAUUCUACUUCCCCCAGAUCUACUGUGCUGAACCUGGUGUGCAGCCGCAGCUCGCCGAGUUCAAAGUCAGUGAGCAGAGUAUCUGCCAGGCCCGGGCCUCCGUCAUGGUCUAUGAUGACACCAGCAAGAAGUGGGUCCCCAUCAAGCCGGGCCAGCAGGGGUUUAGCCGCAUCAACAUCUACCACAACACUGCCAGUAACACCUUCAGAGUGGUGGGCGUCAAGCUGCAGGACCAGCAGGUGGUCAUCAACUAUUCAAUAGUGAAGGGUCUCAAGUACAACCAAGCCACCCCGACCUUUCACCAAUGGAGGGACGCCAGGCAGGUCUACGGCCUCAAUUUUGCCAGCAAAGAGGAAGCCACCACCUUCUCCAACGCCAUGCUCUUUGCCCUCAACGUACUCAGCGCUCAGGACGGAGGUCCAGCUCUCCAGCGUCAGGUUCAGAACGGCCCCACGUCAGAUGAGAUCGAAGCUCAAAGAGCAAGGCAAAUGAUGGAACAGCAGCAGCAGAUGCAGGCGCAGAUGGAGCGGGAACGACGGUCCUCUAACUCAGGUUCUCCUUUCCAAGGCCACCCUGCUGUGCUCUCCGUAGCCCCACCUGUAGUACCUCCACCUGUAAACAUGGGCGGCCCUCCCCCUCCUCCACCGCCACCGGGCCCCCCGCCGCCAUCAGCAGCGGCCCCUCAGCCUCCUCUACCUCCACCGCUGCCUAUAGGAGGCGGUAACCAGGGAGACGAGGCCCCUGCACCGACAGGUCUCGCUGCAAUGAUCGCUGGAGCCAAACUACGCCGUGUCCAAAGAUCUGAGGACAGCUCUUCAGGUAGCAAAAAUGAAGCCAACCGAACAAGUGGUGGUAGUGGAGGACUAAUGGAGGAGAUGAACGCCCUCCUGGCACGAAGAAGGAAAGCGGCUUCAGAGAAGCCUGACGACAGCCAAAAUGAUGAUGCAAACUCUCCUUCGCCCAAUACUCGGGGUGCGCAGAAUUCCACAGAUGGUGCGAAGAAGCCCUGGGACCGAGCUAACUCUGCAGACAGGUCAAUGGUUUCGAGGUUACGAACAGCAGGAAGUGUCAGUGACUCCGACUCGUUAGAUCUUGAUAGGAUGAAGCAGGAAAUCUUGGAUGAAGUUUUUCGUGAACUGCAUAAAGUGAAAGAUGAGAUCAUUGAUGCCCUUAGAAAUGAACUCAGUCGAGUUAGCACGACAUAAUCUUUAAGACCCGGACGGCUUUUUUUUCCAAAACCAAUGCCCCUUUAGCCGCUGCUGAGGCCCUGAAGACAAGGAGGAGGAAAAGUCAGGAACCGAGGCCCAAACUGUGACAUCUACUCAUCGUUUUUCAGCUGUGGUGUUGAAGCAACGCGGCACCCGUUACUGUAACACCUCCGACGUGUCUGUGUAACAUUUGGUUUGUUUGUUUGGACAAAAAGACCUGAACGGGCCACUUUCUCGCACUGAUUACUCUGUUUUAUUAACAAUUUUCGUCUGUUUGUCCGCCCACCUCUUCCCUCUGCCUUUGACCCCAAAGGAAAUUCACGAAAUCUAAACUUAUUUUUAUUUCUUUUUUUUCUUGGAGUUUAUUUGAAUAUGUUUUGUUAAUAUAAUUUUGUAUUAUUACUAUCAUAUAAUAACUGGCAGAAAUGAGGUGCUUUUAAACACCUGCAACAAUGGAGAAUUUUUGAUGGUAAUAUACAUGAUAGUAAUGAUAAUGUUUUAUUGAGCGUCAGUGUAAAGCAUUUUUUAUUUCAUAUGGUGUUUAUUUAGUUUUGUUUGAGAAAUGUUUACUAGCAGUUCCCAUUUUCUGCUUUCAUUCCCGGAAUUUAAACAUGUUGUUUAUCCUUUUCGCCAAUAGAAAUACAUUUGGAACCACAGCAGAAGCUGAAAAAAAGAAUAGAAAAAUAGGCUUCAACAUGAAACCUAUAAACUUCUUUUAUAAUGCAAUCUUCUAAGGUAAAAAUGAAAGAAAAAAAAAAAAGAAAAACAAAACACCAGAUUUAAACACCAGAGUAUUUGUGAUCACGUUGUUAAUAAAAAAUGUUUAUUGGCUGCAAGGAUAUGGUGCAGUGUUGUUCAUUUUCUUGUCUCCCCUUCUAACAAAGUGCUUCCUGGUUUGACAGGG